Messenger RNA from Cladophialophora carrionii CBS 160.54, 750 nucleotides. RefSeq lists its product as uncharacterized. The record is from RefSeq and is a predicted model, not a curated record. The transcript is spliced from 3 exons. Lineage: Eukaryota; Fungi; Ascomycota; Eurotiomycetes; Chaetothyriales; Herpotrichiellaceae. The coding region runs from base 1 to 750 and encodes 249 amino acids.
AUGUCUCAACAGUAUCUUAAGGGCAAGACAGCCAUAGUCACGGGAGCGGGAAAGCCGAAUGGGAUAGGGGCAGCGUCCGCCAUCGCCCUAGCUGGACAAGGUGCCAAUGUGUUGAUCCAUUACAACAGCUCCGCCGGACCUGCAGAGGAAGUCGUCAGUAGGAUCAAGGGUCUUGGAGUUCAGGCGGCGGCCGUCAAAGCCGAUGCCUCGAGCGCCGACUUCGGCAAAACGCUCGUCGAUGCGGCCCUGAAGUCCUUCAACACCAAAACCAUUGAUAUCAUCGUCAACAAUGCCGGGUACGCUGCACCCAAUGUUGAGGGAAUCAAAUCCGUCGGUUUCGACGAAUGGGAUACGACCUUCCGAAUCAAUGUUCGAGGUCCAUUCGACCUUAUCCAGGCAGCACUUCCGUACAUGAGGGAAGGCGGACGUGUCAUCAAUAUAGGAAGCAUCGCAAGUCUCCCGUCCCCGUCCCGUGCUUCCAAAGGAGCGUUGACCUCCAUGACAGUUGCCAUUGCGGAGGAGCUUGGCCCCAAGGGCAUCACCGCCAACGUGGUAUCUCCUGGGCCUAUAGCCACGGAUCUGUCCAUGGAGGGGUCACCCAUCGGAGCAAGGCUAAGGAACAACCAGCACAUCAAGAGAGAGGGCAAAGCGACCGAGGUUGCUGAGACGGUCCUUUUCAUCGCGAGCCCCGGAGCAUCGUACAUCUCCGGACAAGUCAUCCACGUCGAUGGCGGCAUCGCAUUUCCAUGA